Messenger RNA from Condylura cristata (star-nosed mole), 3341 nucleotides. It is a transcript of the gene AKAP1, whose product is annotated as A kinase (PRKA) anchor protein 1. Gene Ontology annotation, molecular function: RNA binding. The transcript is spliced from 11 exons. The record is from RefSeq and is a predicted model, not a curated record. NCBI's taxonomy places the organism in Eukaryota, Metazoa, Chordata, Mammalia, Eulipotyphla, Talpidae. The coding region runs from base 61 to 2676 and encodes 871 amino acids.
CGAGGAGGCUGCAUCCCGGCGGUCGCAGAGGAGCUGGUUUAAUUACUUCAAGCCUCCAGGAUGGCCAUCCAAUUCCGUUCACUUUUCCCCUUGGCAUUGCCUGGAAUGCUGGCACUCCUUGGCUGGUGGUGGUUUUUCUCUCGUAAAAAAGAACAUGUCAGCAGCCAUGACAAACAAGUGGAGGCCAGCACUGUGGAGCUCAGAGCCAAGCCUGCCACCAUGGAACCAGAUGCCAUGGAAGAGACCUGUCCUGGAGUAGUGUCCAUGCCCGCCAGCAUCAAGCAGCCACCAGAAAAGGAGCUGUCCACUGUGAGCAAGCCUUCUGUGGAGCCCCCAGUCUUGCUGCGGGCACAGCCAACCUUUCGCAGAUCAGAAUCCUCGGGCAGCCUUCCUAACAGCAUGGACACGAGAUUUCGACCAGGAGCACGUAAAGAUGACAGUGCAAAGGUGGAACUAGCGCUGACAGGUGAUGAAGCCAGGUCUGUUCCUCCAGAGUGUCCCCUUGCAUCCCAAAAGGGUGUUCCGUUCCCCCAUGAAGCGGUUGAGGUAUGUAAACGAGAGUCCAUAUUGAACAGGAUGCCUGGCCAGGGCCAGCAAGGCCAGUCUUCAACCCCCACAGAGAAGCACGGUCCUGGGGAGAAGGCACGAGAGACAGGUGGGGCUGAAGGUAUUGGCGACGCAGUUCCAGGAGAAAAUGUGAUGGAAGAAGGUGUACUGUCCCAGCAGCAUGGCUCUGAAUUGCAGAACAGCAAGGUACCCAGCCCUGCUCCCUUGGGAGGAAAGGGAGAGAAAGAGAAAAGCAGCCCUCCCCAGAUGGAAGAGCACAGAGUAGAGAAGUUGAGCAGCUUCAUCGAGUUGGCUCAUGUAGAGCUGGUGAAGGAUGAUAAAACUUUGGCUUCCCAGGCCACAGGGGACGAAGUCAGGGAUGGAGAUGUCACAGGAGAAGUGGGCAAAGAAGAGACCGGGGAUAAAAACGCGAAGAUUGAGCAGGCUGCUUUGCAGAUAAUCUCUAAAGUGAUCUUGGAAGCAACCGAGGAAGUACUGGCCACCACAAUGGGGAAGAUUGCAGGUAGAAUGUGUCAAGUAUCAGCAGGUCGGUUCCAAGGGCAAGAGGAGGAGAGCUGUGCCCCAGUCAGCCAGAAAACUGCCGUGGGGCAAGGUGCCACGGAGCCCACUCCAGCCACAGUGGAAGCGACCGUGGGCCCAUCAGAUGCUCCCCUCCCCCCCGUAGGCCUGCCUGCGGAGGACCUGCCACCACCAAAGACCUACGUGAGCUGCCUGACCAGCCCUCUGUCCAGCCCCACGAAGGACAGAAAGCCAAAGAACUCUGUGCGCCACAUCUCCCUGGCCGCCUGCUCUUCACCAGCCACUCCCCUCGGAGAGUCGCUCACUGAGGCCAGUGUCCUGGUGGAAGAUGCCGGCUGUGUUCCCUGUAUGUCCAACAGCAGCCAGGCUGCCCCUUCAGUGUCCUCCUCUGGGCAGUGCUCAGACUCCAUCAGCACUUCAGGGCUCGAAGACUCUUGUGCAGAGACCAACUCCAGCCCUAGGGACAAGGCCAGCACUCCACCACUUCCAGAAAGUACUGUGCUCUUCAGCAAUGGGGUGCUGAAGGAGGAGUUGUCAGACUUGGGGACUGAGGAUGGAUGGACCUUGGAUGCGGAAGCAGAUCAUUCGGGAGGUUCAGACGGGAACAGCAUGGAUUCAGUGGAUGGCUGCUGUGGCCCCAGGAAAACUGACAGUUUCCAGAAUGCCCAGGCAGGUGCCAAUCCUAAGAAGGUUGACCUCAUCAUCUGGGAGAUUGAGGUACCGAAGCACCUAGUUGGUCGGCUCAUUGGCAAACAGGGGCGGUAUGUGAGUUUUCUGAAGCAAACAUCUGGUGCCAAGAUCUACAUCUCAACCCUGCCUUAUACCCAGAACAUCCAGAUCUGCCACAUAGAAGGCUCUCAGCAUCAUGUAGACAAAGCGCUGAACUUGAUUGGGAAGAAGUUCAAGGAACUGAACCUCACCAAUAUCUACGCCCCUCCACUGCCUUCACUGGCAUUGCCUUCUCUUCCGAUGACUUCCUGGCUCAUGCUCCCCGAUGGCAUCACUGUGGAGGUGAUUGUGGUGAAUCAGGUCAACGCCGGGCACCUGUUUGUGCAGCAGCACACACAUCCUACCUUCCAUGCGCUGCGCAGCCUGGACCAGCAGAUGUACCUCUGCUACUCUCAGCCAGGAAUCCCCACCUUGCCUACCCCAGUGGAAAUCACUGUCAUCUGUGCGGCUCCCGGCGUGGACGGUGCCUGGUGGAGAGCUCAAGUGGUAGCCUCCUAUGAGGAGACUAAUGAAGUGGAGAUUCGCUACGUGGACUACGGUGGAUAUAAGAGAGUGAAAGUCGACGUGCUCCGGCAAAUCCGGUCUGAUUUUGUGACCCUGCCAUUCCAGGGAGCAGAAGUCCUUCUGGACAGCGUGAUGCCCCUGUCAGAUGACGACCACUUUUCACCUGAAGCGGAUGCAGCUAUGAGUGAGAUGACAGGCAACACAGCAUUGCUGGCUCAGGUGACAAAUUACAGCCCAACUGGCCUUCCUCUGAUUCAGCUAUGGAGUGUGGUUGGAGAUGAAGUGGUGUUGAUAAACCGGUCGCUGGUGGAGAGAGGACUUGCUCAGUGGGUAGACAGCUACUACGCAAGCCUUUGACACUCCCCCUUCCCCACAGCCACUUCUUGAGUCUUUUUUUGCACUGUUGAAAUUGGGCUUGGCACACAAGGCAAAGACUUUACAACAGAAUAACAAACAUUGUCCUCCCCAGAAACUCCUGAUUUUAUAUACAUAUGGUAGUCCGGUUGAAAAGGUAUCUCUGAGAUGAGGAAGGAACUGUGAGUUUUGUAAAGUUGUAGGAUGGUGUUUAACAAGUGAUGGGUUAAACUGGUUUCCAAGAGGGUUAAAAAAACAAAGGAAAUAGUGGAAGAAAACUGUGUAGACAGGUUUUCCAUUCCUCCCCACCCCUAUGCAUUCUUCCUUUUCCCCCUUCCUCCCCACCAAAACCAAACCAACUGUAGCUGACAGGCCAUGGGAUUUGUUGCUUGCUUCAGAGUGUUCUUUUACUUCAAAAUCUUCAGGGAGCAAGACAUAAUUUCACUAAUGGGUAUUGAUGAUUUGUACAGCUUACAUAAAUGAAUUGAUGAUAUUUAAGCAGUUUUUAUAAACUUCAUCUAGGUCUCUAAGAAGGAAGACUUUUUAAUCACACCUCUGGUCUUGGUCAGUGGGGGAGGGGAACGGUUCUCUUGCCAAGCCUGGUUGUAAUUUGUAAUCAUUUUCUAUUUGUGCAAAUUCUGUAAAUAUGUUUAAAAAUGUAAUAUUUU